This is a messenger RNA of Xiphophorus maculatus (southern platyfish), 1245 nucleotides long. RefSeq names its product FK506 binding protein 1B (gene fkbp1b). The record is from RefSeq and is a predicted model, not a curated record. Lineage: Eukaryota; Metazoa; Chordata; Actinopteri; Cyprinodontiformes; Poeciliidae. Gene Ontology annotation, molecular function: peptidyl-prolyl cis-trans isomerase activity. The coding region runs from base 259 to 585 and encodes 108 amino acids. The transcript has 4 exons.
AAGAAGAAGAAGAAGAAGAAGAAGAAGAAGAAGGCGCAAGAACGUGACGUAGUUGUAGUUCUCGACUGUGUCUCGCGACAGAAUAUCUGGGCUCUCUCUGUAACGGCUGGUCAGGCUGCGGGGCUCGAUGGUAGUCCGCUGAAUACAUGAUUUCAAUCGAUUAAGCCCGACUUGUAGCCGCAAAGGAGGGCAACGCCGGCCGUUGAAAGGGCUUUUUAGGUUUUAUGUUCCUUAGUUAGCCUUCAAAGUAGCACAACCAUGGGCGUAGAAGUCGAGACCAUAUCUCCCGGUGAUGGGCGAACAUUUCCAAAGAAAGGCCAAACAUGUGUUGUUCAUUACAUAGGUAUGUUGCAGAACGGGAAAAAGUUUGACUCCUCUCGAGACAGGAACAAACCUUUUAAGUUCAAGAUUGGAAGGAUGGAGGUUAUAAAAGGCUGGGAGGAAGGAGUAGCACAGAUGAGCCUCGGCCAGAGGGCGAAACUCACCUGCACACCAGACAUGGCUUACGGAGCGACAGGCCACCCCGGCGUCAUCCCGCCAAACGCCACGCUUAUUUUUGACGUGGAGCUGCUCAAGCUGGAGUGACGGCCGCUUUACGACACAGGGGUCGAAGGUCGACUGGAGGUUGGGGGUGGGGGGCCGCAUUCGCCACGACCUGUUCUUACAGGAGACCAUACCUGCUUGCUGCCUGCCACGACCUCCCGCCUGCUUCUCCUCUUUGUUUUGAUUUAUACAUCUUCUUCUUUUCAGUAUUUAAAUGUAACUUCUGCUGCUUCACUGGCAUCUCGUCAUUAUAGAUUCUGUUCAGAGAUAUCCAUGUCCUGCUCUACUUUUACUCUUAUGUUUUAGAUUCGUGCUUUUUUUAAAAAAAAAAAAAGUUUCCAUCUAAUGUUAGUUCUGUCUGAACAAUAUUUCAGCGGAUAAAAAUCCACAAACUAUUGCAAUCUAAACUGCCUUACAGUUCACACAACAGAGGACGGGUACACAUGUUCAAGAUCCCACAUUUCUGCUCCGUACAAUCCUGGGCAUUAUAUACCACUGUCUGCAUAGACACUUUGAUAAAGGCUUGUCCUGCUGAGUCCUCUGAAUGAUGUUGCUGUUCAGUUUGUUUUAUAACCUAUCUGUACAUUUAAUGCAAGUGUACCCUAUCAGGUGCAACCCAAUGCUGUACAGUGUUGUCGAAGAGCCAUUACCGCUGCAACAGUUUCCUGACAAAGUCCUGAAUAAAAUUUGGCAUGUACUGUA